AUGGUGAGCAGUUCCUCAAGAGAAGCUGCUGAUGCGGGUUUGAGGCGCCUGGAACCGAAGGACCUCACUCCGAGCUGCGAGUUGGACGCAUUUUCUAUUAAGUAUUUUGUCGAGGUCCUUGCUUCAGUCAUUUCUCACCUCACUCACUUGCCGCCUGACCCACAACAAGGCACGAAAUGGGGCAGCCUGAAAGUGGAGGAAGUCUUGUCCUCGCAGCCAGUACGGCUUGCGACUUUGUUUGCAAGCGGAGAACCCAUUCCCAGACCGUUCACGAAACCUGUCAGAGUCAGGAGGAACAGAUCGGGAUGUAUAUGA
Cyclocybe aegerita is the source of this 315-nucleotide messenger RNA. NCBI's taxonomy places the organism in Eukaryota, Fungi, Basidiomycota, Agaricomycetes, Agaricales, Hemipholiotaceae. The record is from the annotation of a GenBank genome assembly.